This is a messenger RNA of Cercopithifilaria johnstoni, 645 nucleotides long. NCBI's taxonomy places the organism in Eukaryota, Metazoa, Nematoda, Chromadorea, Rhabditida, Onchocercidae. The record is from the annotation of a GenBank genome assembly.
AUGACAGAGCGGUAUAUGCCGAGCAUCUUUCCGGAGUGUGACAAUCUGAAACAGACAUACGACAAGUGUUUCUCAGAUUUCUUCGAAAAAUUUAUCAGUACUGAAACAUCAGCAAUUUCAAACCCCUGUGAAUUGAAAUCAAACUUGAUGGACCCACCUUUGAUGGGAUCGAUGUCAAACGCCUCAGUUUUGCAAGAAACAGCAACCGACACACGUUACAAUCAGUUGGAACAAACUUUGGAAAAUUUCCAGGAGAAUGCACGACAAAUGGGAAUUAUUGCGAGUGAUUUUACAACUCGAAGUCAGGAACCAUUAAAUCAAAAAAUUCAUACUCUUAUAUCUGGCCUUCACGAGUUGGACCAUUUAAAGAACCAAUUUAUGGAUGUUAAAAUACCUCUUGAAUUGCUCGAAUAUCUGGAUCAGGGGAAAAACCCGCAACUCUAUACUAAAGAAUGUUUGGAGCGGACGUUAAAUAAGAAUAAAGAGAUGAACGGCAAAAUUGAGAUGUACAAGAAGUUUCGUGCAAUGCUGCUGAAAGAACUCGGUGAAGAAAUGCCGAAUGAUAUGGUUUUAUACCGAAACUUACGAGACAGAAAAGAUCCUUCUCCCCAGCAUGAAAAUUAUAACGAAGAUGCUAGCGAUUGA